Messenger RNA from Odobenus rosmarus divergens (Pacific walrus), 2133 nucleotides. RefSeq names its product EPS8-like 1 (gene EPS8L1). Gene Ontology annotation, molecular function: actin binding. Gene Ontology annotation, cellular component: vesicle; ruffle membrane; plasma membrane. Gene Ontology annotation, biological process: positive regulation of ruffle assembly; Rho protein signal transduction; regulation of Rho protein signal transduction. The coding region runs from base 1 to 2133 and encodes 710 amino acids. The transcript has 19 exons. The record is from RefSeq and is a predicted model, not a curated record. NCBI's taxonomy places the organism in Eukaryota, Metazoa, Chordata, Mammalia, Carnivora, Odobenidae.
AUGAGCACCACCACAGGCCCAGAAGCUGCCCCCAAACCAAGUGCCAAGUCAAUCUAUGAGCAGAGGAAGCGUUACUCCACUGUGGUUAUGGCAGAUGUUUCCCAGUAUCCAGUCAACCACCUGGUGACGUUUUGCCUGGGUGAAGAGGAUGGUGUGCACACCGUGGAGGACGCCUCGCGGAAGCUGGCCGUCAUGGACAGCCAGGGCCGCAUCUGGGCCCAAGAGAUGCUGCUGCGUGUGUCUCCCGACCAUGUCACGCUGCUUGACCCCAUCUCCAAGGAGGAGCUGGAGUCGUACCCGCUGGGCGCCAUCGUGCGCUGCGACGUGGUGCUGCUCCCAGGCCGGAGCCGCUCGCUGCUGCUGCUCGUAUGCCAGGAGCCCGAGCGCACGCAGCCCGACGUGCACUUCUUCCAGGGCUUGCGUCUCGGGGCGGAGCUGAUCCGAGAGGACAUCCAGGGGGCUCUGCACGACUACCGGUCGGGCCGCGGGGAGCGCAGGCCCGCGGCGCUCAGGGCCACGCAAGAGGAGCUGCAGCGCCGCCCCUCGCCGGGGGCCGAGACCCCUCCUCUGCAGCGCCGCCCGUCGGUCCGUGCCGUCAUCAGCACGGCGGGCGUCAGCCGGGGACGAUCCCAGGCGGAGCCCAUCCCCGAAGCGGCGGAAGAGUCGCGGAGGCCCGGCCAGGCUCAGGCCGCAGGCGGUGCUGACCCGGCCUCCCUGGAUCUGGGCCCCCGUGGUCCGGACCUGGCCGGUCUGCAGGCCGAGCGGGACGUGGACAUCCUGAACCACGUGUUCGAUGACGUGGAGAGUUUCGUGUCGAGGCUGCAGAAGUCUGCAGAGGCAGCCCGCGUGUUGCAGCAUCGGGAGCGCGGCCGCAGGACCCGGCGCCGAACGGCUGGGGAGGGUCUCCUGACACUGCGCGCCAAGCCGCCCUCAGAGGCCGAGUAUACAGAUGUGCUUCAGAAAAUCAAGUACGCCUUCAGCCUGCUGGCCCGGCUGCGCAGCAACAUCGCCAACCCCUCGUCGCCAGAGCUACUGCACUUCCUCUUCGGACCUCUGCAACUGGUCGUGGACACGUCGGGCGGUCCCCGAUUCGCAAGUGAAGUGCGGCGGCCGCACCUGACGUCUGAGGCCGUAGCACUGUUGCGGGACCACCUCACCCCACGUGAGAAUGCGCUCUGGACCUCGCUGGGGGACUCGUGGACCCGCCCGGGGCUGGAGCUGCCCCCAGAGGAGGGAUCCCCAUAUAGCCCUGAGUUCUCCAGCGGCUGGGAGGCCCCCGCCACCGACCCGCGCGGCCGCGCCUGGGAGGACCCAGUAGAAAGACAGUUGCAGCACGAGCGGCGGCGCCAGCAGCAAAGUGCUCCCCAGGUCGCUGUCAAUGGUCACCAAGACCCAGAGGCUGAGCCCCAGCUGGAGCCGGAGGGGAAGUGGGUCCUGUGUAAUUAUGACUUCCAGGCCCGCAACAGCAGUGAGCUAUCGGUCAAGCAGCGGGAUGUGUUGGAGGUCCUGGAUGACAGGCGCAAGUGGUGGAAGGUUCGGGGCCAGCAAGGGCAGGAAGGAUAUGUGCCCUAUAAUAUCCUAACACCCCACCCGAGGCCCCAGGGAAGCUGCAGCCAGAGCCCUUCCCGCAGCCUGGACAGUACUCCCCCUCACCCACCAGCGCCAGCCCCGGCUCCUACCUUGUCUCGGCCCCACUGGGACAGUGGUGAUAACCUCAACUUGGACCCCAGAGAUAAGGAGAAAUUCUCCCAGAUGCUCUGUGUCAACGAGGAGCUGCAGGCGCGCUUAGCCCAGGGCCGCUCAGGCCCCAGCCGCCCAGCCCCGGGUCCCCGCGCGCCGGAGCCACAGCUCAGCCCGCACUCGGACACCGCCGAGGUCUGCGCCUGGCUGCAGGCCAAGGGAUUUAGCGCUGGGACCGUGGAUGCGUUGGGCGUGCUGACCGGCGCGCAGCUUUUCUCGCUGCAGAAGGAGGAGCUGCGAGCCGUGAGCCCGGAGGAGGGGGCACGCGUGUACAGCCAGGUCACGGUGCAGCGCGCGCUGCUGGAGGACAAAGAGAAAGUGUCAGAGUUGGAGGCGGUGAUGGAGAAGCAGAAGAAGAAGGUGGACGGCAACCUGGAAACAGAGGUUAUCUGA